Messenger RNA from Elgaria multicarinata webbii, 3471 nucleotides. RefSeq names its product anoctamin 9 (gene ANO9). The coding region runs from base 73 to 2352 and encodes 759 amino acids. Gene Ontology annotation, biological process: chloride transmembrane transport. The transcript is spliced from 24 exons. NCBI's taxonomy places the organism in Eukaryota, Metazoa, Chordata, Lepidosauria, Squamata, Anguidae. Gene Ontology annotation, cellular component: plasma membrane. Gene Ontology annotation, molecular function: chloride channel activity. The record is from RefSeq and is a predicted model, not a curated record.
UUGCUAGAAAGGACGGAUCGCCUCCUUAUCUUGUUGCACCACGAGAGGGGGAAGCGCCGGUUUCUUUCCGCCAUGCAGGAUGAAAUUGCACUGAUGCCUGUAUCCCCCUUAGAAGAAUAUGAGACUCUGAUCACAUUCCCAACCAAGUGGGAUUUUGUCCUAGUUUGUGACAAUCACACCCCCAACAGUGAGAAGGAUUGCAUGAAAAAGAGGUUUCUGGAAGAACUGCGCGGGAAAGGGUUCAUUAUCAAGAUGAUUAAGAACGAAAAGCUCUUUUAUGGAAUUCAUGCCCCAAGUGGACUUGUCCGAAAAUACCACGGGCUUCUGAGGAAUCCUGACAAUGAAUUGGAAGACCUGUGUGUAGAGCAACUAGACGAGCAGCAGGAAAUACCCAUUUCAGUAAUAAGGAUACGUCUUGUCAGCUUUAUCCUGCAGAACACAGAAAUUUUUGGUACCAAAGAGAACUUUGAUGACCUGAAAAAGAAGAAAGUCUUUGAAACGGCAUUUCCUUUACAUGAGAAAGAAAAACUGGACAUAAGUUGGGACCAAUGUGGAGACAUCCUGUAUAAAGAGCGAAUUGAAAAAAUCAGGAUGUAUUUUGGGGAGAAAAUCGCCCUUUAUUUUGCCUGGCUGAGUUGGUACACCUGCAUCCUGUUCAUAGCUGCUGUGCCAGGCAUUGUCCUUCUUAUAUAUGGCUUCAUCAGCUUAAGUCCUGUCAGCAAAGAGAUCUGUGCAGCCAACACGACCAUCAUGUGUCCACUCUGUGACCAGAAGUGCCCGUUUUGGCAAUUGUCCGACACUUGUACAUAUUCCAAGGUCACCCAUUUGCUUGACAAUGAAGGGACAGUUGUCUUUGCAAUAUUCAUGGCUCUCUGGGCCACUGUGUUUUUGGAGCUGUGGAAGAGGAAAAGAGCUAGAGUCGUCAGUAAAUGGAAACUCUAUUUUUGGGAUGAAGAAGAGGAGGAAGUGGCCAUGGAGCUCAUCAAUAACCCAGAGCAUGGUACCGAGGAGUACCAUCACUCGUACAUGCGCAGCUUUCUUGUGCUCAUCUUAGUUCUGUUCAUGAUUUGUGUGCUGAUUGGCAUUGCCCAUGCUCUUGUCCUCUACCGGGUCAUGGUGACUGUAAUCUUUACUCAGUCCAACUCUGAAUUCUUUCAAGAACGAGCCACUACCAUGGCAGUAUUGACAGGGGCUGUCUUGCACUACUUGACCAUCAUCAUUAUGAGCAAGGUGAACAGGCAUGUAGCACUGUACCUUUGUGAGCUAGAGCAGCCAAGGACAUUCACUGAGCGUGAGAAAAACAUCACAAUCAAACUCUUCACCUUCCAGUUCUUCACCCAUUUCUCUUCUCUGAUCUACGUUGCUUUCUUCCUAGGGAGGAUUAAUGGUCGUCCAGGAAACUAUGUACGUAUUAGUGGCAAGUGGAGACUGGAAGAAUGCCAUCCUAGUGGCUGCCUCAUAGAUCUCUUUAUCCAGAUGGCUGUAAUCAUGGUGUUAAAACAAACCCUGAGCAACUUUGUGGAGUACAUGCUUCCCUAUGUUCGAUACAAGUACCGACGGCUGUGCGGAAAAAACAAAAUCAACAGCAAGGUUCAUAUGGAGGAGACAGCUCAGGACCCCUGCAAAGAGGAAUGGCUAUGGAACUAUCAGCUUAACGAAGUCAAUGUCUUCAGUUUGUUUGAUGAAUAUAUGGAGAUGAUGAUCCAAUACAGCUUCACCACUAUUUUUGUGGCUGCCUUCCCUCUUGCUCCAUUGCUGGCCUUUAUCAACAACGUCAUUGAGAUUCGGCUAGAUGCUAUAAAGAUGGUGAAAUUGCAGAGGCGUAUGGUGCCCAGGAGGGCCAACAAUAUUGGGAUCUGGUUGUAUGUCCUGGAGGCGAUCGGCAUUUUGGCUGUAAUUGGCAAUGGACUAGUGAUCGCUCUCACCUCAGACUUCGUUCCCAUGCAGGUGUACAAAUACAUAUACGGCCCAUGCGAGAAGAAGCACAGCAGUGGUGUAGACUGUUUGACAGGGUAUAUCAACCACAGCCUUUCCGUGUUUGAUGUCCAGGACUUUGAGAACCACACAGACCUAGUAGAACUUCAAGACUCCAUGGGAAAUAAGAUAACACACUGCAGGUACCGAGAUUACAGGAACAGUGAUGACUAUGGUUAUUCUAUGCAGUUUUGGCAUGUUCUUGCGGCACGUCUUGCCUUCCUUAUCUUGUUUGAACAUGUGGCUCUGUGCAUCAAAUUGAUUGCAGCCUGGUUUGUACCUGAUGUCCCCAGGAGGGUUAUGAAUUUGAAUCUGAAAGAAAAACGUAAAAAUCUGCUGAAAAGACUCAGGGAAGUGAACGACUCCACAGAUGUAUAGUGAAAUGCUGAGGAGGCAGUUGGGAUCAAGAGAAGAAAUCCUAGAACCAAGUGCCUAGCAGAAUGGUGCUAUAGGCUUUGAAGAUGCCAGUUGAAAUCUGCAGGCCUAGCUUGACAUAUGACCUAUACUGUUCUUGGACUUUUUCUCUUCACUGAAACGGAAUAAUGCAAAGAUAGCUUUGCAUGGUACAACUGCUUUGAAUAUUUCCAUGUUCCCAGGAGAAGUAAAAUGGUGAAAAUAAUGCCACAAGGCAGAAGUGGGAAUGUUUACACAGUCGAUAAAAUAACACAUUGCUGAAAGCCUAAAAACAUUUUGGUUUUGCCAAAAUUUCCGUGCUUUUCUACCAUAAGUAGUAGCACGCAGGAUCUUAGAACUGACACAUGCUGGCACCACAAUACAUCUGGCAUUUACUAUCUACAAAACUCGACACAUAACUAUCUCAAACUUACAUGUAUCAUAAGCACGACUCAUAAGCCAAUAGGAAAUUUCUUAACUCAGAUUCUCAGUUCAUAGGGGUACAUCAAUAUCUCAUUUUCAUUUUUAUUCUUUAUUUGAUGAUGUUCCUUGUUUUGGAUAGAAAUACAUUGUUUGUAUAGUGUGGAUUCCUUAAGCAUAAUCCUGAGGUGCAUGUGCACUGUUCACCUAAAGUUUAUUUUUAGAGUUUGCUUCUGGACAGUAAUCCCAACAAAGCCCCCAGACUGCUGUUUAAACCUAGAGUUCAUAGGGAAACUCUUCAAAAUAACUCCCAUAUGUGUUGCAUUUGUGCCUUUUGGAUCAACCCCCUUGAUGUUUUAAUGACAUGGCAUUUGAUAUAGGGCAGUUUUCUUGUGUAUCAGUUUGUAAAAUGAGUCCAAUUAACUACCUACCUCACUAAAUGAUGGGAGGUUCAAUUCAGAUCUCAAAAGCACUUUAAGGCCUUGUCUAUAUUAUAAACAUUUCUUGAUUUUUGUCGUUCCAAUGAGCCACUGGGGUAGAUGCUGAUAUCCAAGCUACAAGUAAAGUCCCUCAAAGGUAGCAAAUUUGCCUCACCUGACUUUUUCACAUACAAAUUGUGUCUGUAUAGAUGCAGCCACAUACAAAACUGACCAGUAUAAAAAAUAUCCUUGAAUUCUAUAUUUG